Astrephomene gubernaculifera is the source of this 4859-nucleotide messenger RNA. The record is from the annotation of a GenBank genome assembly. NCBI's taxonomy places the organism in Eukaryota, Viridiplantae, Chlorophyta, Chlorophyceae, Chlamydomonadales, Astrephomenaceae.
GGACACUCGGCCACAGUCAGUCCAACAAUUAUCUGCUUAACCUUUAGCUCCCAAAGCAUCCGCAACUGCAAUAGGACAAGUCUUCGAAGCUUUGUUUCGAAUUUUGUCGAAGCCUUUCGCUGCAAGGAGUUGCGCGCGCGAUCACAGUCCCGGAGCGCACUUAGGCACCCGUUUCAUCCCUACAUACCUCUUCGUCCUUAGGGGGUAGCCUACGAUGCCGCUUGGUCUCAAUUACUCUUGAACCUCGUAGACGGUCCACUCCAGUUCGCUUCUCGCCGCACUAGUCGGGCUUUCUCUUUAUUUCUGAACAACCUCAACUGACAACAUUUGCAGCAACAACUAUGGCCUCACCAAUGUCCCAAAGCAGCACAAUUGGCCUUUCGCGCCGGUUGAACCCGACACCUCACCGCAGCGGCAUCGGCAGCAACACCCUACUCCUCCUCCAUUCCAGCCACCGCCCGCGCCCCUUCCCAGGCCGCCUUCGCAACCGUCCUUUGCCCAUCUACACACUUCCAGCUGCAUCAUCCGCACCCGCAACAUCAACAGCUGCCGCGGCGUCUUCUGCCGUACACUGCAAUGCCAUCCCCGCAACGCUGGUUGCUGCUGCCGGCACCAGUCCCACCCCACUCAUCGCACCGGGGGCAGUGGCAGGCGCAUGCAGCAGCAGAUACGGGUGUAGGUGGGGAGCCGCGCGCAGGUAUGGCUGCGUGCACGGAUGGGGCGGCGGGCGGCGGUUGCAAGUGGUGGCUGCGCGCGGGAGACCGGAGGAAGGGGAGACGGCGGCUGCAGGUGACGGCAGCGGCGAGGGAGUGCGGGAGCGUGCGGGCAUCACGGCAGAUGCGGGGGCGGGGACAGGAGUAGGCGGCGGCAGCCAUGACAGCGGGGUCGCUGGUGGCGGCGGGCGGGCCAUGGACGCAGAACAGCUACUGACAUUGGCCGAGGAAUAUGUUGACGCCUGGUGGCGAGGAGUAGCCCGCGGGGCGGAUGCGGUGGCUGAGGCGCUCCGGGAGCUGGUGGUGCAGCCAGGGGAGGGGGCGCUCGCACCGGGGCCGACCCACGGGUCACUUGGCGAGCGAGCACCGCACCAGGCAGCAACCGCAGCGUCGACAACCCACACCAGCAGCCGAAGGGAUGAGCAUCAUGCGGAGAAGAUGAAGGCGGCGACGUCUCCGCUGGGGGCUGCUCAAGGGCCCGGGGGUGCCGCAGUGGCUGCUGGGGGUGCAGCUUCAAGGGGAGCGGGGUCGGGGGUAGCGGCGCAAGAGGCAGCAGCGGCGAAGGAGAAGGCAGAGGGCGUUGCUUCGAAGCGGGAGGCGAGGCCAGCUGGGCAGGCAGGGACUGGGGAGGGAUUGCCAAAGGAUGGCGGAGAGGGGGUCGCGUCCAAGGGUGGAGUGGCUGCAGCUGGGGAGGCGAAGAAGGCGGAGGAGAAGGGGCUGCGGAGGGAGGGGGAGAGGGAAAGGGAGGACGUCGAGGCGGCUGCGGCUGCGGGGGAGGGGGCUGCAGGCAUCCAUAUCAGUGGUGGUGGCGGCGGCGGUGGGGAGGUGGAGCUGGUGCCUGAUGGCGUGCUGCACAAGCGGCCCCUGAGGGGGUACGACGCCCUGAUUUCUCAUCUUGCCGUACAACACACCGAGUACCACCGAGUGCAGUACAGGCCUGUAGUCAGCGCCGCCUCCGCCCCCUCCCACUGCGCCUUCGUGCUGGGGGAGUACCGCAUGCAGGACGUGGGGGGGCUGGCGGGCCACCCCGCCACAUUCAGGGUGAGUCGCGGGUACUGCCUGUACAAGCUGGCUGUGGACCCGCACAGCGGCCGCAUCGUGCGGGGCUGGGUGCGGCGGCAGCUGACGCAGGAAGAACGAGACGAGCGAGUCUGGGACCCGGUGCACGUCUACCCCGCGCCUUUCCCCCUGGAGCACCUGCACCUGACACGCGGCGGCCGGCCCGACCCACGGGUCAUGGAGGAGGCGGCGUGCGCAUGGGUGGCAGCGCAGGCCACGGCGCCGCCGCAGCCACCGCCGCCAGAGCAAAAGCAGGAUGAGGAGAAGGAGACGGACGGAAAGGUGUCGACCUCUGCCGAGCAUCAACAUCAACAGCAGCAGCAGACGCUGACGGGAGCGAAGGAAUUGGGAAGAGUGACGACACCUGGCGGGCAAGGCGGCGGAGAGGCUGCUGUUGAUGUUGCCGCGAGCAGCGGAGGCCCCAAGGCGGAGGAGGCGGAGGGUGCUGGGGCGCCGCAGGCAGCUCUCAGCGACGCAAGCGGGGAUGAGGUUUCGGAGCCCACAUCUGCUGCACCUGCUGCGGCAAGGACCGAGCCCAACACGGGAGGCGAGCGGGAGGCUACGGCAGACCGCGAAAAAGGCAGCAACGGUGCUGGCUCCGGCGUCGACGCCGACGGCGGCCUGCAGAGCAUCAGUACGGCUGGAUUCAUCAACAGCGUCAGCCCGCACGUCAGCAGCCUAGGCGGCGCCGCGGGGGAGAUCUCCAGCACCGGGAGCAGCGCUGCGGGCCGUGAGAGCGGCGGCGGUGGCAGCAGCAGCGAGCAUGGGGGCAGCGGAGGAGGCGACGCAGAGGCCGCACCUGCACCUGCACCUGCACCUGCACCUGCGGCAAUGGCGGCAGGGGGUGUUGAGGGAGGCUCUGCGGCUGGGGGCAAGGAGCCGCUGUCACCGGUGUCAUCGUCUUCAUCUACGACAGCAGAGGCAUCAGAGGCGGCGGCGGCGGUGCCCAAUAGCCCGGCAGUGACGACGACACGAGCGCAGGCGCGGCUGACCAACCAGAUCCUGGCUGAGGAUUGCAGGUUGCUCGAUGCGUACGGCAUCUGGCCAGGCCCCGAGGAAGAUCACGGUCCGUACGCCCCGUCGUACAGUGGUACGUACGGCGGGCGCAGGCCCCAAGCGGUGGUGGGCGCGCAGCGGGUGCUGCACCGCAUCCAGGCCCAACAGCAGCGGUGCCUUCGGAUCGAGCCGGUGCUUCGUGACGUGGCGGUUUCGGAGGACCACAAUAUCGCCUUCGUACACUGGACCAACACCAUCGUACCGGCGCCGGAACCAGCGACGCCGGCGGCGGCGCCGGCGGCGCCGCUACAGCAGUCGGCGGCAGCAAAGCUGUCACCGUCAGCUGCUGCUUUGAGCCGUACGGAACGAGUGUACGGUCGCGGCGCCGCAGACGUCGCGGCUGUGAGCACCGCCGCUGCUUCCGUCGCAAGCGCGGCGGCGCAGGCCGCCUCCGCCGCCGCUGACGCCGCGACAACUGCGGCGUCUGCCGCGAGCGUCGCCGCCACCUCCGCCAACACCGCCGCCACCAUCGCCGCCACCGCCGCCACGGCAGCGGCCUUCAUAGCGCAGGGUGAGGCUGCUGACGUCAGCAGCAGCCGCAGCAGCAAGGGCCCCGACGGAGCCGUUGCGCCGUCAGCGCUGCCGUCUCCUGCGACGCCCCUGCUGGGCCCUGCAUCUGAGCAGGGAGCGACCGCUAAAGGAGCAGCAUCGGCGCAGAUGAAAGAAGAGGAGCGACAGAAGCAGAAACAGCCUGCUGCUGUAGCACUGGAGGAGCGGAAGGGGGCUGCAGGCGCAGCGCAGAUAGAGGGAUCUUUAACAGCUGGUAGUACGGCCAAUAACACCAGCGGCGGCAGCAGGAGCAGCAGCACGGGCAAGAGCGGCGUCAGCAGCAGCAAGGGCGGCGACGCAGCUGAGGGCAGCAGCAGCGGCGGCGGCAGCACACGUCCGCUGGGGCUUCAGGACUUGCGCAUUCCCAUGCCGCAGCUGCCGCAAAUGCCCCAGAUGCCGUACAUGCAGAUGCCCAUUCAAAUUCAAAACCUAGAGGACGCCCUAUCCGCCGCCGCACAGCGAGUAGCCGGCGCCGCAGGCACUGCCGCUGCCGCCGCCAGCGCCGCCGCGGCCGCCGCGACAGCUGUCAUUCGCGCGGAUGCCGCCGCAGCAGCAGCUUCUACCGGCGCCAGGGACCAGCCCGCUGCAACGGCGGCGGCGGCGGCGCCGACGCGGCGGCCGCCGCCGGCGGCAGAUCUGCCGUACCACCAGGACUGCAUGGCGGCGCUGCUGUUCCAUGACGACGGCACAAUAUCGGAUGUGUGGCUGUUCAGGGGCCCCUUUCACUUUGAGCGCCGGAUGCUGCGGCCUUAGGGUUUUAAGGAGCAGGAGGCAGCAGCUGCCUGUUGUUGCGAUGGUUGUGCUUAGGGGGGUUGCUGCUGCUGCUCCGGCUGGUGCUUCUUCGGCGGCCUGAGACGUCUACCUGGCAGGUUUGGCUGUUGGGAAGCCUGGUAGGGGACACGUGGGUAUGAUCUGGGCCUGAUUGAGCCCGCGCCGUAUACGGUACGCAAUGUUGUCGUCACAUCCCAGCAUUACCGGGCGUACAUCAAGAGCUAGGUUGCUGCUUGGGCAUGCAGAGGUCGUCGCCAUCUACCGGUAUAGGUUCGUUUACUUAGUUGCUUUGAGUGUUGACCUUUGGAGCUUAGUGUCUGCGGAUUGUACGGUACGCCGUACGCUUGUGUGCCAUGCCGGUAGUUGUCUUGAUAGCCUUUGUCUUGAUAGCUACCCUGGGAGCAGCUGAGAUGUGGGUUGUUUUGCACUGAAUCGAAGUCGAUGCUAAUGGGUAAAUAGCCCCGGCGGCUAACUAACUAUCCGUAGCUCAGCGGGGUCUCCCACUUGCAACAGGGAUUAAGAGUCAACACAUUUGUUUGUACGACAUAUCCCCCUUACAUUUGUUUGUACGACAUAUUCCCCUGUUGCUGCGAUGGUUGUCUGGUGGGAGUCAAGGGUGCAUGCUGGGGAGAUGAUGGGAGUAUGCGCGGCAUGAACAUGUGGGGCCAGGUUCGCGUGCCAGGAUAUGUAACCGCGGUGCAGAAUUGAGGG